GGAGUGGUGACAGCGCAGGAGCUCCUGGCUGGGGGGAAGGGAGGAAGGAGGAGAAACAAAGGCGAGUGUGCCUGGCGCCGCCCACCAUGUGUCAGUCAGAGGCUCGGCGAGGACCGGAGCUCCCAGCAGCGAAAUGGUUGCACUUCCCCCAGCUGGCACUGAGGCGGAGGCUGGGACAGUUGAGCUGUAUGUCCAGACCUGCCCUGAAACUGCGCUCCUGGCCCCUGACGGUCCUCUACUACCUCCUGCCCUUCGGUGCCCUCAGGCCGCUCAGCCGGGUGGGAUGGAGGCCCGUGAGCAGGGUGGCCCUGUACAAGUCAGUGCCGACGCGCCUGCUGUCGCGGGCCUGGGGCCGCCUCAACCAGGUGGAGCUGCCGCACUGGCUGCGCAGGCCUGUGUACAGCCUGUAUAUCUGGACCUUCGGGGUAAACAUGAAGGAGGCCGCCGUGGAGGACCUGCACCACUAUCGCAACCUCAGCGAGUUCUUCCGGCGCAAGCUGAAGCCGCAGGCCCGGCCCGUGUGUGGCCUGCACAGCGUGAUCAGCCCAUCGGAUGGGAAGAUCCUGAACUUUGGGCAGGUGAAGAACUGCGAAGUGGAGCAGGUGAAGGGGGUCACCUACUCGCUGGAGUCGUUCCUGGGUCCACGCAUCUCCACAGAGGACCUGCCCUUCCCUCCAGCUACCCCCUGCGGCUCCUUCAGGAACCAGCUGGUCACUCGAGAAGGCAAUGAGCUCUACCACUGUGUCAUCUACCUGGCCCCCGGGGACUACCACCGCUUCCAUUCUCCCACUGACUGGACCGUUUCCCACCGGCGCCACUUCCCAGGCUCCCUGAUGUCCGUGAACCCCGGCAUGGCCCGCUGGAUCAAAGAGCUCUUUUGCCACAAUGAACGGGUGGUCCUCACCGGGGACUGGAAACACGGCUUCUUCUCGCUGACGGCCGUGGGGGCCACCAAUGUGGGCUCUAUACGGAUCUACUUUGACCGGGACCUGCACACAAAUAGCCCGCGCUACAGCAAGGGUUCCUACAAUGACUUCAGCUUCGUGACGCAUGCCAACAAGGAGGGCAUCCCCAUGCGCAAGGGAGAGCACCUGGGCGAGUUCAACCUGGGCUCUACCAUCGUGCUCAUCUUCGAGGCCCCCAAGGACUUCAACUUUAAGCUGAAAGCUGGACAGAAGAUUCGGUUUGGGGAGGCUCUGGGCUCCCUCUAG
Puma concolor (puma) is the source of this 1211-nucleotide messenger RNA. The record is from RefSeq and is a predicted model, not a curated record. Lineage: Eukaryota; Metazoa; Chordata; Mammalia; Carnivora; Felidae.